AUGACGUCGAGAUAUAGAGUAGAAUACGCCUUGAAGAGCCAUCGUAGAGAUGAGCUAAUUGAGUGGAUUAAGGGGCUACUAGCUGUUCCGUUUGUAUUGCAUGCUGACGUCGAAAAUUAUAAAGUGAAUCGUGAGCAGUUCAGCACUAUCGAAGAGUAUGAGGAAUAUUGUCAAUCACGGGAAACAGAAAUAGCGGAUGAAUGUAGGAAAAGGUAUCUUGAAAUAUUUGGUGAUGUGGAAUUACUUAUUGAGCAUUCAAGGGCGAGUGAUGAAAGCACAAUUGGCCUUGCUAAAAGUAGGCUACAAAAAAUGGUCCCAUCUGUCGGCAAGUUUUUUACGUCAUUGCCCUUGAAAAGAGCUUUUUUGAUUGAGGAUUCAAGAAGACAUAUCUCGAGUAGAAGGUAUGUUAGUCCUUCUUUCAAUGAUGUUAGGCACAUUUUAAAUGCGGCGCAAAUAUUAGUCCUUGCCGACUUGUAUAAGGAGCUGGAUUUGACAGACACACAGUUGAAACUAAUUACAUUUGAUGGUGAUGUGACCCUAUAUGAAGAUGGAGAAUCUUUAAAUUCUGAUUCACCAAUAACAGAGAAGCUAAUUAAGCUUCUAUCUAUGGGAUUUUUUUUGGGUGUGGUUACUGCUGCUGGCUAUCCUGGGCAAAAUGGAGCAUCGAAGUAUUAUGAAAGGUUAAAAGGAUUGGUUGAUGGUAUACGUACCUCCAAAAAGUUGAGUGAUAAACAGAAACAAAAUCUUUUGGUCAUGGGCGGCGAAUCUAAUUACUUAUUCCGAUACGACUCGGAUCUUGGCAAUCUCAAGUUCAUAGAUGGUAAAGAAUGGUAUUUGCCCUUGAUGAAGAGCUGGGAUAGUGAAACUAUAAGUUCCAUUGUCGACUCAAUUUAUUAUCACUUAAAGCACCUUCAAAAAAAAUUCAAUUUGGAAGAUAAAACGAUUGUAAUCAAAAAGGAAAGAUCUAUCGGAAUAAUACCGAACGAAAACCAAAAAAUCUUAAGGGAGCAACUAGAGGAAAUGGCUGUAUCAUGCUCUGCAAGACUGGAAGAUUUGCUUCAUAAAUUGAGAAAUCGUAAUAAGGGCUCUGAUGAUGAUAUUAAGAUAUGCGCUUUUAAUGGGGGCUCAGACGUAUGGGUCGAUAUCGGAGACAAAAGCUUAGGGGUUGAAUCUUUACAAAGAUUCUUGUGUAAAGACUUAACGUAUCAUCACUUGUGCCCUAUCCUCAAACAUGAAACAUUACACAUCGGAGACCAGUUCGCUAGUGUAGGCGCAAACGAUUUCAGAGCUAGACAAAGUGCAUGUACGGUCUGGAUAGCAAAUCCAAAAGAAACCUUAGCGAUACUAGACGAACUAAUCAAUCAUGUAGAACCAUCGACUUAA
Messenger RNA from Priceomyces carsonii, 1383 nucleotides. RefSeq names its product IMP 5'-nucleotidase (gene ISN1). Gene Ontology annotation, biological process: nicotinic acid riboside biosynthetic process; nucleotide metabolic process; nicotinamide riboside biosynthetic process. Gene Ontology annotation, molecular function: magnesium ion binding. The record is from RefSeq and is a predicted model, not a curated record. The transcript has a single exon. Lineage: Eukaryota; Fungi; Ascomycota; Pichiomycetes; Serinales; Debaryomycetaceae. Bases 1 to 1383 code for a protein of 460 amino acids.